UGAGGGGAGGGAGGUGGUGUGGGGGGAGAUGGAUUCGUUUCAACAUGUCAACAACACAAAUUACAUCCGCUACGCCGAAUCCUCGAGGGUAAACUGGAUCACGCACUUCGCCUGCGCCGACCCGACCCACGGCGCUGAGUGGCGGGACUUGAUGCGGCCGCGUACGACGGGCCUCAUCAUGAAGAGCAUCAAGGCCGAUUACAAGUUUCCAAUAAUCUACCCCGACACUAUCUCCGUUUAUCACAAACUGCGCUCUCUCCCGUCGGCCACCGACACGUCCCUCAUCCUCGACUGCGUGAUCCUAUCGCAUAAGCACCGGCGCGUUGCCGCGCGGACGGAGGAAGAUAUUGUCAUAUACGACUACAAAGCCGGCAAAAAGACCACCGUACCGCCCUUUGUGCUUGAUGUUUUCCGGGAUACGUGGAGGCAACAGGAAGAAGCAACAUCGAAGGCUAGGGACAGGAUAUGGGGGUUGUUGGGAGAGGUGGAGGCACUGGAGAAGGAGACAUGGGAUUGCGAAGGGGCGGUGGAGGAUUUGGGGGCUACUGGGGGUAAGAGUUGACGAGGAUGAGAGACUAGAUGCUUCCUCAUCACUGCUGAAAGAGAACGCAUGUGAGAAACGGGUCUUGUAGGCCUACAUUCCGUCGACGACAGUCGUCCUGCUAGAGCUUGAUAGAUUUGUUACAUAUAUCGGGGCAGCCUGUCGGUGCUUCUCCGCCGCGCCAAGAGUUGUGGAUUCUGGGCUCGAAGGUGGCAUUGAGCAUCCAGCGCUGUACAUCAAGAAAGUUAGUGAACAUUGAUGCUUGCAAGCAUGGUCAGUAUAUAUAGAUAGGAGUCAUAUAACCUGAGUUUCGCCCGCCAGAGGCGCCGCUGCCCG
This is a messenger RNA of Pseudomassariella vexata, 877 nucleotides long. RefSeq names its product thioesterase-like superfamily-domain-containing protein. Lineage: Eukaryota; Fungi; Ascomycota; Sordariomycetes; Amphisphaeriales; Pseudomassariaceae. The record is from RefSeq and is a predicted model, not a curated record. Gene Ontology annotation, molecular function: fatty acyl-CoA hydrolase activity. The transcript has 3 exons. Bases 29 to 562 code for a protein of 177 amino acids.